Medicago truncatula (barrel medic) is the source of this 947-nucleotide messenger RNA. Its product is annotated as reactive Intermediate Deaminase A, chloroplastic. Bases 71 to 646 code for a protein of 191 amino acids. Lineage: Eukaryota; Viridiplantae; Streptophyta; Magnoliopsida; Fabales; Fabaceae. Gene Ontology annotation, molecular function: deaminase activity. The transcript is spliced from 6 exons. Gene Ontology annotation, cellular component: mitochondrion; cytosol. The record is from RefSeq and is a predicted model, not a curated record.
AAUAAGAGAGUAUCAGACUGCACGGUGAGACUGCACACUACCAGAAAAGACUGCACCGUGAGACUGAGAAAUGGCGUCGUUGUGUGGCCCCACCUGCUUCACGAUUCCGGCGACGAAUGGCGGCUUACUUCGCCACCGCACUUCACUGACCACCAGAAGAGGGUGUUUGUCAGUUUCCGGCGGAACCUCCUUCUUCCACACCUCUCCUUCAUCAAAGCGCUCUUUGUCAUUCACAUGCUUGAGCAUUUCUUCUGAUUCCCGAAUAGGAAUUAAGGAAGCUGUUGAAACAGAAAAAGCACCUGCUGCUUUGGGACCAUAUUCUCAAGCAAACAAAGUCAACAACAUUCUUUUUGUCUCUGGUGUACUUGGUCUUGUCCCUGAGACAGGGAAGUUCGUUUCUGAUAAUGUUGAAGAUCAAACUGAACAGCUUCUCAAAAACAUGGGGGAAAUUCUUAAAGCUGGUGGUGCCAGCUACUCAUCAGUUGUUAAGACAACAAUUAUGUUGGCUGACUUGAAGGAUUUUAAGAAAGUCAAUGAGAUAUAUGCUAAAUAUUUCCCUGCACCUUUUCCUGCUCGUUCAACUUAUCAAGUAGCUGCAUUACCAUUGGAUGCCAAGAUUGAAAUUGAGUGCAUUGCAACACUAUAACCACCAAAUUCAGUAGUAUAUCUCUAGCUCCUUCAGCAAACACAUGUCAAUUUAAGCAGUGUUACCAUUUUAAGUUUGAAGUUUUACUUUGGUUUGAUCCCCUUGGAUCAUAGUGCUAUUGUCAUUACAUUUACUUUGGUAUCCCAGUUAUGUCUCUAAUCUUCCUAUUCUCUCUCAAGAUUAUGUUCCUAUUAAAAAGUGAGUGGGGGAAAUCUGUUCUUUGUAGUUUUGAUAAUUUUGUUUUACAUAAGACCAGCUAUGAAUAAAGUUAUCAUUCUUGUUUGAAAUAAGAUCAGAACUA